Molecule: messenger RNA, 950 nt
Organism: Cyphomyrmex costatus
Lineage: Eukaryota; Metazoa; Arthropoda; Insecta; Hymenoptera; Formicidae
Product: fibroblast growth factor 17
Exons: 5
Coding region: 1-906 (301 amino acids)
Molecular function (GO): growth factor activity
Source: RefSeq, a predicted model, not a curated record
AUGACGUUGCUUAUUACGGCGAAGUCUGUUCUUGAUAAAAAUUCGAUAACAUAUCCCUUUUCUGGGAAUCGCCGCAAAUUGGAUGAAACGGACUUAUUGCAUAUUCCAUUCGUGUUCCGAUCGAUACUUUUAACUAACGGGUGUAUUUUUGUUGUUUCUAGGUUACCACAGCUUGCCGUUUUAGCGAAGAUUUUGUGCCUCCUGAUGGUGGUGAUGUGCGGGGCGGUGCCGGCGAUGGUGCGCUCCGUGAGUCUCUACUCAACUUGCAGCAGCGGCAAUGUUACCGUAAUAGGCCGCUCGAUCAAAGCAGUGGGACGCGACGAUUACAAUGCACCCUACCAGAAACUCACCACACAAUCGGAAGAUUUCAGUAGGAAGCUGUACAUCUUUGCGGAGAAGAGCCAACGAUACAUUUGCUUCAAUAAGCGGUGGAAACUCGUCGGCCUGCCGAAGAAACAGAAGGGACCGAUGUGCCAGUUUUACGAGGUGUACAACGGCUCCUAUCUGAGGUACAGGAGCGCCGUCGACGGGACGCGGUACAUCGGCUUCAACAAGUUCGGCAAGCCAAUGAAGAACCCCCACGGCAGGCAGGAGUGUUUCAACUUCAUCAAGUACAAUCCCCACGCCGACAUAAACCACCACAACAGCCUGGUGAACGCGGAGAUGGGCGGUAUGGAGCCGCGGGAGCCGUACGUCGUCUCGAGGAAACCGUCGCCGGUGAUGAGGGCCACGAAGAACUCCCUGUUGCAGGCCGACAGUGCGAGGGAGCACGUUCACACGUCCACGCAUCGCCAUCGGCACUCGAAUCGCUGGAAGCACCUCUCGCAUCGGCAGGUCGGGGCGGCAGACUCGGGACCCCGGAGACGGCAUGAGAGCUGCCUCCUCGUCGAGGCCAGCAAGUAUUGAGCCGCGUGCGAGCUCGCCGAUCAAGACUGCCUCCUCCUCCGUAU